AUGUCGCUUCAACCCAGUGAUAUAUAUUCGCUUGAUAAUUUAGAAAACAUCAACAACAACAACACAACAAAUGCACCACCAAUUCGUCGUCUUAAUGAAGUUAUUAUCAGUCAACAAAAUGAAAAAAUUGCGGAAUUGACGGAACAAAAUGGGAAACUCAUAAAAGAUAAUGAUCAAAUAACACAGAAAAUAGAAGAAAAAGAUUUAAUAAUUGUAAAAUUAAAUGAAGAAGUAACAAUUUAA
Adineta steineri is the source of this 243-nucleotide messenger RNA. NCBI's taxonomy places the organism in Eukaryota, Metazoa, Rotifera, Eurotatoria, Adinetida, Adinetidae. The record is from the annotation of a GenBank genome assembly.